Eublepharis macularius is the source of this 2904-nucleotide messenger RNA. RefSeq lists its product as uncharacterized. Bases 239 to 2308 code for a protein of 689 amino acids. The transcript has 2 exons. The record is from RefSeq and is a predicted model, not a curated record. NCBI's taxonomy places the organism in Eukaryota, Metazoa, Chordata, Lepidosauria, Squamata, Eublepharidae.
GAAGGAUUUUUGCACUAGAUUCUCUGCUGGCUACUCAGCUGGCUGGCUACUCUGCUGGCUACUCAGCGCCCCCCCUCCCUCCGCCCAUGCUCCAGCUGUCAUUAUUGCUGGGACAACUAUGAAAUUGUUUUCUUCAGCAAUCUCAACGGAGAGAGGAAUGACCAGCUCCCUCCCUCCCCCACCACGCUGGUUAGAGUCAGCUGUUUAAAUAUCUUUUGAAGGCUCACAGGUUAACAGCAUGGCGAGUGAAGAGGAGGAUUGCCAAGCUGUGGUUAAGGCCGAACUGUCAGUCUGCAAAGCUCAAGAUGUGAGAGAAGAUACAGAAUUAAUUAUGAAGCCCUACGCCAACUGGGAAGAGUAUCUGAUGCCAGCCCCUCUUUCCAUUGCUAUUUUGGGAAACCUGAUCUUCAUUUCUGCAGGCCAAGGAGACUUCUCCAUCAACAAGAAUCCACCUCCCCGUGGCUUCAGAUACCUCCGUUACCCAGAGUCCUUCAGGGCCUGCUUAUGUCAAGUGAGCAACGAAGGCUGGCAUGCCUUCCACGAAGCCCACGUCAACAUGGACAAGAUCCGACUGCUCACAGCAAGCAUCCCAGGAAGAAUGAAGCUCCUGGUUGAAACUCUCUUCCAGGAGGUAGAAGUGGUCAAUGCCGUGCUCCCAGGACAAUUGAGCAGCAUGAAGUCUAUAGUCACAAAGUGCACAACCCUCGCUUACAAUGUGAAGGAUAAAUAUAAGAGCGUGAUCUUUCUGAUCCAAGAGCUCUUGGAGGCCAGUACAAAUGCCAAAACAGCUCAUACAAGGGAGCUGGAAGAGGUACAGACCGCAUUGAGGCAGGCAAAAAUUAGAGAGGAAAUGGCAACCAAGCAUAUGAAGUUGGCUGAGGAAUACUAUAAUAAAAUGCAGAAGCAAACUGAAGAUACAUUUAAACGCUAUAAGAAAGCCAUGGAUGAUGUUCCUUCCGGAUGGGAAGCUAUUGCGAUGACAAUUGUGGAGAAUUUAGGAAAUGCAUUUGCUGGCCUAGUCAAUGGUUUUGCCAACAUACUGCAAGGUAAAUCUAGGACAUCAACAGGAAACGGUCCUUCUGGUGGAUAUGAAACUUUGCAGAGCCCCUUACCUGCCAUGAGAAUCUGUAGGUUUUCAUCCAUGUUACUGACCCAUGCAUCAGGACUCAAGGACCGUGUUGUUAAGCAGGGUGGCAUCAACCUUCAAAAUGUUUAUGACAAGAGGACAGGGGAGGUCAAAACCAACUGGACAAAGCAGGGUUUCUUAGAUGUGAAGAAUGACAUAGAAAAGGAAGAAAACUGCCUACCCAAAGAGAAAGCUCUAAACAUUUGUCAGACUGGGAUAUAUGUCUGUGGUCAGCUGGAGCAAAUGGCAAAAUCUGCCAGAAUAGGAAAGGAAGAAGAAAGUGCUAUCAUUAAGAACAUCAAAGAACUUUGCCAACAGGCAGCUUCUUUUGAUUCCUACAGCAAAGGCAUCCUCAAUGCUCCUGCCUUUACACCAAAACCACCCCAUGUGGCUCAUUACCAGAAAGAAUCAACAGGAGGAUCCGUUGGGGUGAGAAAUGCACACCUCAAGGUACAGCAGAGCCGGGAGAUGUACAAGACGAUCCAAGAAGAAUAUCAAAAGAGCUUUGAGAACUUUAAGGAGGGAAAUGAAAAACUGGUGGAAAUCCUGUGCCUGAUGGAGCAGUGCAAAGUGAAGGAAAUUGAUUUUGAAGCUGCCCUUAAGAUGCUGACGAAAGGCCUAGAGGCAAUGGGACAGGUCCAGCAGCAGUGGGAAAAGAUGAUCCGGUUCUUCGGAAUGAUCUCCAAUAUUAUUGAUACUCACUUAAGUCAAAGGAUUAAUGACUGCCUGGAAUUUGUGUCAGAUGUCCAGCAGAUCAAGGGGUAUUCAUCCAAGUCCUUUGUGACAGACACCAUCUACAAUCAGAUGCUCAGUGCUUCAGCUGUGGUCCACCUGGUCCAUAUGAUUGCCGAGACCUACACAGAAGUGUCUGAAAAGCACGUGAUGGAUCAGGUCAGCAGUCUGGGGAGGCUUCUGAGCCUGGAUUGUACACAUCCAAAAUUUAAUGAUGAAUGGAACGCACUGAGCAAAAGAUGCGACGAGGCCCGCAAGGGUAUUUAUAGCAUGGUAAUAGAGAAGAAAGUACAAUUUGAUAGGAAUAUUGAGGCUAGAAUGAAGACCAUUGAGAGAGAGAUGAAGGCUGUGCUUCCCCCAAUCAGUGCAGCAGAGAAAAAGAUGAUUGAAGAAGCAGUGGAUGAAGGGAGAAAGGAGUUGACAGCAUGGGAGAAGGCUCAGUUUAUCUAGAAUGGCACAUCCAGCAUUGCACAGUAUGAAUGUUCAUUGUUCAGUAGAAUAUAACAAGCAGAGGACCGAUGAGAUCUUGUGAAGGAGGAGAUGUCCAAUUCUCCUCUAAUGGCCGACUUCCCUGUGGCAUCUCCUCUUAUCCAUGAUUCUUCUCAUUUUCUUCAAUUUCCACUUUCUCCUAGCUGGCUCCCAUUUCCUUCUCAUCCCCCCACCGCCCGUCCUCUUUCCCUCCCCUUAACAGCCUCUUUCUCACACAUCCUCUACUUUGGCCCCCAUCUCCUAGAGGACACCGUAUAAAGUCAGGCACAUUUUGACUUCCUAUAGCAACCUAAAAUGCCACGGUAACAUAUUUUUCUGACAAAAGAUUCCCCCUCCCCCCAGCUUGUAGGAACAUCUACUUUAUCACUGAGGGGACCCAUUGUGUGUGUGUGGGGGGGGGGAUGAGCCACCCAGUACAUCCACAAUUCAGAAUUAGAAUAUACAAUUCCACUUUCUUUUUUGCUUCUUCAUAUUUUGUUUACAAUGCAUAGGAAAUUACUGGGCACAAUAUACUUUUAAAAAAUAAUUAUCUGCUGACAGAUACAAAAUAGAAAACU